Molecule: messenger RNA, 541 nt
Organism: Closterium sp. Naga37s-1
Lineage: Eukaryota; Viridiplantae; Streptophyta; Zygnematophyceae; Desmidiales; Closteriaceae
Source: the annotation of a GenBank genome assembly
GGGCGUGCCCGAUCUGCUGCUGUUGGCGUAGGGGCGAUCUGCUGCUGCUGGUUCGUGCACGAUCUCCUGCACACUCCCCUACAGUUGGCGUGGGCGCGGGCGUGCCCGAUCUGCUGCUGUUGGCGUAGGGGCGAUCUGCUGCUGCUGGUUCGUGCACGAUCUCCUGCACACUCCCCUACAGUUGGCGUGGGCGCGAUCUGCUGUCGCUGCCGCGUGCACGAUCUGCUGCUCCUGGCGCAACGCGUUGCUUCUGGCGUAUGCGCGAUCUGCUGCGGCGGGCGACUUCGCGAUCUGCUGCUGCUGGCGAUUUCGCGAUCUGCUGCUGCUGGCGAUUUCGUAAGCUGCUGCUGCUGGCGAUUUCGUCAUCUGCUACUGCUGACGUGCGUUCUAUCCGCUGCUGAUGGCGUUUCUACUCUCUGCCGCUUUUGGCGCCUGCGCAAUCUGCCGCUGCUACUGUCUGCGCGAUCUGCCGCUGCUGCUGUGUGCGCGAUCUGCUGCUGCAAUGUUGCUGCUGUACUGGUCGUGAUCUGCUCCUGCUGCU